AUGUUCAACAUUCCUCAGGCGACUGCCGAGUCGGGAACAUCAUCAGCAAUAAGUUACGAAAGCAUCCUUGUUGAGUAUUUAAAGAAGUCGUGGCUCCUAAAUAACAGGAAGGCAUUUGCACGCGUAGUAGAGUGCACUAUUCGUGCUCUCUCUGAGGAUAAGGCAGACACUUUGUCCAAAGUUGCAGGAAUUUACCUGCCACAAGUUACCACUACGGUCAGUUCUGUCCUUCAGGAGCAAGCUGGAGGAAUAUUGAACUACUGCAUUGAUGAGAAUUCCUUCAAGAAGCACUUCUUACCAGUUGUUGGUAGGAAACUUCUGCGGUCGCCGGAAACAGCCAUUCCUGUUUUUGAAGUGAUUUUAAAGGAACUUGAAUUAACAAUUGGUGAAAUCGGUGCGGAAAUAAUUGAUCCACUAAUUAGUAAUCUCAUUGCCACCGACCCAAGCAUCCGUGAAGCUAGUGUCUCUUCACUCGUUUCAAUCGCAAAACUUUGCAGUGUCCAAAGCGUCACCAUCGUCAUUUACAAUCGAGUACUAUCGAAACUUAACGGUCCUGAUGGUCGGCGUGCAUCUUUGGAGGUGAAACUGACGCUCCUUCACGCUCUCGGCAGUCUGUCACAACCGAAAUCGGGAAAUGCGAAGGCCUUUCCCGAAGUGCAGAGGAGUUUCAUUGAUAUGAUCACUUCUGAGGACAAUGAGGACAUGAUCGAAUCAUCCCUGAAACAGUUGGGCUUGUGGUUGAAACUGCCGAAGUUCUCGCUUAACGAGAAGGCUCAAACGACCAUUAAGGAAAAGUUGUUCGCGAAUAAGACCUCGCAUCGAGUGAAAAUGGCAAUCUUCCGGUUCCUUGAUGAAACUCGCCGAUCAAGUGGGAAGCUCCCUAAAGCUUACAUUCCCCUCCUCGCCACGGCAGCUCAAGCGGCUAAACAGGAGGUUCCUGCGUCGCCCCUUGUGAGUCAGGCGGUCGCAGCAGCAAGUUUGUGGCUUAUGAACACUAGCCAACCGGGCAAGAUUCCAGAAAAUAUGUGGUCUGUUCUGAGUGGCCUUAAGGUAACUCCCGAAGAUCAGGACUCUAUACCCUUGUGGCUCAAGGAUCGCUUUCUUCUCACCACCUCUCCGGAUGUUCAUUCCUAUCUCAUUUCGUGUAUUCAUAUUCUCUUAACGCACCACGCCAAUGAGUUUUCCCACACCCAAAGGGGUGCCUUCUAUCGCAUCCUCAUUUUGCUCUGGCUCUACACCGACUCACGUCAAGUCCUGGAGGACAUCCACUUUUGCCUCCUCAUCCACUUAGUCAAAGAGGGCAAGCGUAACCGCGUCGUCGGUCAAUCGAUAAUUCAGAACCACCUCAAUCUCUUGGUGUUAGAGUCCCUGAACAGGGCAAGCGAUCUCUUGGCCGCGGGAGUAGAAAAUGCACCGCGGUUUGGCCGACGUUUGGUACAGCUUGUGACCAUGGUUGGCAAGGCGGCUUCGGCUACUACUUUAAAACUUGUAGAGUCCAUCUUUACUAACUCGAGACUUACACCAGCUCUCGGGGAUUCAUUAAUUCAAGAGGCGUUAUCGGAAGGACAGAAAUUGGGCUUAUUUUGCGCCACUCUCUACCCUCUCAGUCAUCCACUUGCAGUCGACUAUAAUCGGAACGCAUGGAUAGAUCUUCUUUCGAUUAUCAGAUUGCCUCGCAAAGCGGAGGCAAUGGCGGCCUUCAAUGAAGCAGAAGGUAUUGAGGCCUUCAACAACGUCGUAGAUCGACUUUUUGAACUGCCAAAACUGGAUGUGGCGCAUCGCUUGAUGUUACAGCGCCUCAUAGAAUGGUCUCCAGUGAAAUUCGCAUCCCACUUGGCUACCCGACUCUGCUCUGAACUGUCAAAUUCCAAGUACACAAAUGUCACUGCAGACGAGGUUGGAAUAAUGCUAGCCCAACCUGGCACCCUUUACAAUCGAGCGCUCUUAGAUAGUCUCCCUCGCUAUCAGAUAAACAGGUCAAGCAUUAAGAGAGAAGGAAAACUAUACUCUCAUGAGACCCAAAUGGACAUUUUAGAGGCUCAGGCCAAGCAAAAGGAACGACGGCUAGCAGCAGGUGGCAAGGAGCCCGACUUUUUGGCCUCCGUUGCCCCACAAUUAACCCCGAAACAACUCGGAAUUAUCAAGGCUGAGAUGGAAAAAGAAGAGGAUAUACGCAAACGCAUCUCCAAACUCUUCACAGAGGGGAGUCACUUAAUGGAUCUUCUCACCAUCCUAAACGACACCCUUCUCAACGAGAAUGAGGACAGCCAGUCAGCUUCAUUCGAAUUUCUGUUACGCAAUUCAUUCAACCUUUGGAGCCUCACUGUCCAUCUUUUGCAACUACCUCUCCUUUCCCCCCUUGCUAUCGCUGCCCACAGUCGUCUCGGACGUCUGAUGGCCGAAGUGGCGAUGGUUCCUGCCGUUACCGAUGCAAGGAUACGUCGACAGAAGGCUCAGCACUUUGCUGCCUGGUCCAUCAGGGUUUUAAAACCGCCCCGAAUCUGUUUGAGGAACCAGCCACCGGUGCCCUCCUUCCAGGUUGCGUCUUUCGUCGAAGAGGAGUCGAUUUGCGCGGAAAACGGGAAGUGGCAUGCAAUCUGUCGACUUUUUACUCUGCGAGAACAGUCUGAGGUAGUUACUGAGUGUCUUCGAAAAGAUGUCAUAAAACGAACAGCCUCAGGGGCUAUCAUUAUCUCCGCUGCCAUCCCCAUUUUUGAUCAGAUUCUCGUCAAACAUUCUACUUUUGCACACUUUGAAGAGCUUAAAAGCACUGGGAAUGAGGAGAAAGAGGAGAAAAGAUGGGCUCUGUGUGCUCAUUAUGGUGGGUUUUUGGCUACUGUUUGGAACCAGGUUCGUCCAACUGCUGGUUUUUAUGAUAAUAUUGGCUCCUAUUCCAAGCUGUGUGAGGCACUGCAAUUUGGUGUUAUCUACAAGUUCUUACUGCACCUAAUUGAACAACACUCUUUGGCUCUGGAGUUGGGUCUAAUUGUUGAAGGCAACAGCAGAGACGAUGAUGGCCUGUCAGCCUUUUCUAACGAUGUGUUCCAAAAUACAGUAAAGCUUCACAUUCACUACCUCCUUUACUUGCUGCAAUACCAGCCAGAAAAGAGGGAAACUAUUCUGAUCUCUAUGACUCCCAUAGUUUAUGACCUAAUGGAACGUCUUGUAGCACCGACACAUUUCACUCGGUCCUCUGCCUUGACGGGCAUGAUUAAUCUAGCGAAACACUUCCCGGAUCUGUUCACUCACUCCCUCUCUCCUCCUAUCCUCACAACUAUCGUCGCUGUCCCUAUCGCACAUGGCAACAACGCUGAAGAUCAACAGGAAAAGCAGCAGUCGGAGGAUAUUGCUUCUGUCGUCGCCAUCACAGGUGCAAAAUCAUCCGAUGGAAAUCUGAACAGAGUGCAAAAGAAGAAGAGGAAGCGAGCUGCCACGGCGGUCGUUUCUAACAAGGCCAUGGGUGAGGGAGAUUUGCGUAUGGACGAGAGUGUCGCAGACCCUACUAGCUGGCCCACUCUCUGUCUCAUUGCUAACAGCCAACUGAGACUCUUUAUCUCUCGGUGCGAUCCCUUUGUGGAGGUGGCUAUCGAUGCUGACAGACUGUGGACUGCUGUGGGUUUGCGUGACGGUUGUGAAUCGGAGAAGAUGGUGGUGAACGCAGAACCAGUUGAUGAUGAUCAGCAGGACCAGCAACAAGAACAACAGCAAGAGGGGAAGAUUGGAGACGAGGAAGAGGAGAAAAGACCAAAACAGCAUCAUCUUUUUGUCUUGCUUCAACGUCCACGAAACCCUGACGUUCUUUCUCCCCCUGUACUGGCAACUCGACUUCUUUUGGAGUGCCUUCGAAAAUCUGCUGACAUCCAAAAGGCGUCUGCCUGUGCCCUUCAACGGUGUCUCAAUGGGAAGUCUCAGGACGAGAUUAAUCGUGUUAUUGACUACUGGCUGGAGGUCUACCGUUGCCUAAUGGAAAAAUCUCAACCGAAGGUGGAUGCUCACGGGAAGCCGAUUGAACCAUUGCCACCAAAGUACACCAAACAGCGAGUUGGUCUUGCCCAUGCUCUUGAAGCUAUAGUGACUUGUUCCCGGACACCGGGCUACUAUCUGGCGUCUCAACAAGAAGCUCCCAUUGUCAUAGAUGUGAACAUUAAGCAGCAGAAGGCUGGCAUAUGGCUCCAGAAAAUUUUUCGAUUUCUUGUGGAUGAGGGUCUACACGACUCGCAGGAGGAAGUGCGCUGCGCCCUCUUGCAGGCUGGUCUUGGAGCCACUCGAAAUUAUGGAGUUACGAAUCUGCAGCAGCUACUUCCAGUUCUAGAGGCUUUUUUAAACAAAGCGCCGAACAUAGAGGAGCUGGAUAUGGUCCGACAGUCAGUUGUUGUUCUUCUCGGCUCCCUAGCGAAAUACCUUGGGCAGGAGGAUACUCGAGUUGGAGUUAUUUUCAAUCGUCUUCUUUCAGCUGUCAGCUUUCCCGCUGAUGUGGUGCAAAAGGCCGUCGAGGAUGCGAUGACCCCACUGGCUCCGAAGCUACCCAUUGAGCAGUUAGAGAAAGUUUUCCCUCGUCUCAUGACUACGCUUUUCUCCUCUUUGGGUUACGCGGAGAGGCGUGGAGCUGCGUACGCCUUGGCUGGCAUCGUCCGCGGAUGUGGUAUUGCCACAUUGAGGCAGAGGGGCAUCAUUGAUAGGCUUUUAGCUGCUCUGGAAGACAAGAAUCCAAAGUUCAAGGAGAGUGCUCUUUUCGCGUUUGAACGCCUGUCGCUCGUGCUGGGGCGACUGUUUGAACCCUAUGUGGUGAAGCUCGUUCCCCAACUGCUCAGUUGUUUCGGAGAUCCAAACUUGGGUGUUCGUGAGGCCGCUUCAGUUACCAGUCGGGCUGUCAUGAGCAAAAUCAGUGCUCACGGCAUCAAACUCAUUCUACCACUUCUCCUCAAAGUCAUUGACGAGGACAAUUCUUGGCGAACAAAGUGCCGUACGUCUGCUUGCACCCCUUCAUGUGUCUGCCUCCACGGGGAGCUCACUUAUCCUUCUGUACCUGUAGAGGCGGUCGAGGUAUUGGGCACAAUGACUAGCUGCGCACCCAAGCAACUCUCCUCCUGUCUGCCGCAGAUUAUGCCCCGCAUCCUCACCGUGCUGAUCGACGCGCAGGUGAACCUCAAGAAGGCCGGGGCCUGUGCCCUUGAACGCAUAGGAACAGUUAUUCGCAAUCCCGAGGUUCAAGCCCUCGUGCCCUGCCUGAUCAAAAGCCUGCAGGAUCCACUGACCGACAAGGGGACGUGUCUCCUGACUCUGCGCGAUACCUGUUUCACCCACGUGGUGGAUGCUGCCAGCCUGGCGCUGAUCAUGCCUGUGCUACACCGCGCCUUUGAUGAUCGCUCCACAUCGAUUCGCAAGGCGGCGGCGCAGAUCUUUGGCACUCUCUACAGGCUCGCGCGUCGAGAAGACCUCGAGCCCUACAUUGUACAGAUCCUGCCUGGUCUGCGCCAUUGCCUCCUCGACCCCGUGCCCGAGGUGCGCUCCGUCACUGCGCGCGCCCUCGGUGCCAUGGUCCGAGGCAUUGGUGAGGCCUGCUCCAAGGAUCUUCUGCCAUGGCUAAUGACGACGCUGACAUCGGAGCAGUCCUCGGUGGACCGGUCGGGCGCUGCUCAGGGCCUGGCAGAGGUACUCGGUGGAAUGGGUCUGCCGCGACUGGAGUCCAUCCUGCCCGAGUUCAUUCGCACUGCGGAGUCCACCAACGUGCAGCCUUACGUGCGCGACGGAUACCUCAUGCUCUUCAUCUACCUGCCCGAGGUCUUUCGCAACGAAUUCUCGCCCUUCAUCGCGCCCAUUCUCUCACCCAUUCUCAAGGGUCUUGCUGAUGAAUGCGAGUACCUUCGUGAGACAGCCUUGAGAGCGGGUCAGCGUAUCAUCGACCUUUUUGCAAAUGAGGCCGUGGAACUGCUGUUGCCCGAAUUGGAGAAGGGCUUGCUCAGCGUUGAGUGGCGCAUUCGGCUCUCGUCGCUCCACCUCACCGGUGACCUCCUUUACAAACUCUCCGGGGUCUCUGGAAAGGGAACCACAAGGACCGCCGACGAGGACGACACAUUCGGGACGAAUGCAGCAAGCGAAAAAAUUCUUGAGACGCUGGGGGAGGAGCGACGCAACCGCGUGUUGGCGCGUCUCCACAUUGCACGCUCUGACCCCACCUAUACAGUGCGCAACGCGGCCAGCCACAUCUGGAAGAUUGUGGUGGUCAACACACCGCGCACUCUUCGCGAACUUAUGCCCGUUCUCGUACAAUUACUUCUUACCUCCCUGGGAUCUACUUUGCGGGAACACCAGCAGGUGGCUGGUCGGGCUCUAGGUGACCUUGUGAAAAAGUUGGGUGAGCGCGUUCUUCCUGAGGUGAUUCCACAUCUGGAAGAAGGCCUCAAUUCGCCAGACGAAAACAGGCGCCGUGGUGUCUGCAACGGUCUCAUCGACAUUAUGAACAACUGUCAGCCAGAACAGAUUGCCUAUUUCUCCGACCGUCUGACCUCGCCAAUUCGUCGAAGCUUGGUCGACCCCUCGGCGGAGGUUCGUGCUACCGGCGCCCGUGCCUUCGAUCUGCUCUAUAGCGGUAUUCACCUCCGAGCUAUUGACGAAAUUCUUCCUGAACUCUUUGUCCUCCUCGACGAUCCACAGAGACGUGAAUUUGCUCUAGACGGCAUUCGCCAGCUCCUAGCCAUCCGAGGUCGAGCCCUGAUGCCCUACCUCGUGCCAAAGCUCACCCAUCCCCGUCUCGACGCCAAAACUUUUGCGCAUCUCGCCCCCAUUGCUGGGGAUUCACUGGCGCGCCACCUCGACCGCAUUCUGCCUGCCUUUCUAGAGGCCGCGGUCGGUGUCGAUGCGUGCGCAAAGGAAAGUGCGGAUCUACGCUACUGCAGUAUCGUUCUUGCCUCUAUUAGUGAUACCACCGCUGUGCGGUCCAUUUUGCAGGAACUCAUUACCGGUCUCUCGCUUAGUGACUCCAACGCUACACAGAUUGAGUUCACCAGUUUGAAGCCCAAUACGCCGGAGUACUGUUACGCCUGUCUGCGUCUUCUUCACGUCUACUUGGAGGCCUUUCUUGUGGAUAACGCGGGAGAAGAGGAGAGAGAACCCCACAUGAUUUCUGUGCGUAGAAAAGUUACAAAUGUUAUAACGGAGGAAUCCGACAAUGAUGAUAGCGAUGGAGAAAACACAUCAAGAGGACGAAGUGGUGAUGACGAUGAUGAUUUCAUGGCAAAAAAUAAUGCGGGUGAUGACGAUGGCAGUGAUUCAUCAGACGACCAUGAUAUGUUUCCUCGGCCAAGAGAUCCCAAGGAAUCACUGAGAUGCCUGCUACCUGAUUACUACUCACCACUUUUGCGAAAUCUCUCCAAGCUUCUCGCUGUCAAGGACUUACCAUUAAUGACCUUUGCUUGGGCCUGUCUUGAGGCCAUUCUCAAGUAUUGGUCCACCAAUUCAAUCUCCGGUGACAACGUGAUUGAGCUUCAGAAGGCCAUCAAGACGGCCACUGUGGACUUUGUGAGCAACCAAUUGCGGUUGCAGCGUGAGCGCGCGCAGGACGUGGUGGCAGGACGACUGAUGCUACUACCAGGCUUCUCGGAGCCCACUCUGCCGCUGCCCUCUCUGGUGCGCUUCUAUGCCGACUGCAUCCUCCAGGGUAGCAUGGACGCCAAGGAGCCCGCCGCUCAGGGCCUCGCUGAGUGUGUUGCCCUAUCCAGUGGCGAGGCCAUCCAGCCCUGUGUGGUGAAGGUUCUUGGUCCCAUGAUUCGUCUGCUUGGCGAACGGCAACCACCCGUCGUCCGAGCCGCUGUCACUGAAAGCUUAGCCACACUUGUUGAAAAGUGUCCAACUUCCACGCGUCCAUUCUCACCGCAACUGCUAGUCACUUUCUCGAAGGUGUUGGGGGACCCAACGAAAGAGAUUCGUCUUGUAGGCGGUCUGGGCUUGGCCAACGUGCUGGCCAUCUCACCAAAGCUGGACUUCAUAUUGGUGGACAUCUGUACCAUUCUGGCCACCACCUUCGACGUCACCAUCGCCAACCCACCUUCCAGCCGGCCGCUUGGACUUCAUCAACAGAUACUCGCUGCUGCGGCUACCUACGCAGACACUAUGCUUCAAUGUCUGCGCAACUGUCUACAAAAGUCUAGUGGGAAGCCAAAACUGACUACCCUACGCACCGUGAUUGACUACUUGACGCCAUUGGGCUAUCUUGCUGACGGCGCGGGAGCGGGAAAGAUCGACCCGACGGUCAAUCUCGCUGACGUCCGAAGGGCCGCCAACGCCUGUAUAGGCGCCUCCGUCGCCUCUGCCUCUGUUAUCACCGACGUGACUGCCUCGGACGUUAUUGGCUUAAUGCCGUGGUGCCAGUCCUCCGCCAAUAUUCUGGAAACACCACUGGUCCUCCAAAGCUAUGCUCAGGCGAUAAUGGUAGUUUCAUUGUCGUCACCGAAGACGUUGGUUCAGAGCACCUUCGAGGAGGUCUACGAUCAAUGUCGUUUUACCAUCGCCAAGUGCUGCACCAGUGAUCAAAUUGAGGUGCGCCAAGCGGGCCACCGAUCUCUAGGAUUCUUCCUUCAUGCCUCGAUCGUGGCCUCCAAACCAGAUGAUCAGAUUUCGAAUCUGGUUAAAAUUAUCGCUCAGGGACUAAAGCUGAACCCGCCGGAAGAUCGCAUGCUGGUGGCGAAGAUAGUCUGCUGUAUAGCAAGUCGGAUCAAUCUGCGCAGCCUCCUCAAGGGAACCGGCAAGAGUCGCACCGAUCCCCCACCUGCAUGGCUCUUAAACCUCGUCAACGCGCUGUGCAUCGCCUCAAAAGACAAGAAUGCCAAUGUCUGCACUGCCGCCGAGGAGGGCAUCGUGUCGCUAUGUCAAAUUGGCGGGUCUAGUUGUGAGAAAAACGAUAUCACUGCGCUCAUUACCAAGAGCUUGAAUCCGAAGGAAAAGGUGUUGUUCGAAGAGACCCUAGCUCGAGUACACAAGAGAGCCAUCGGUCCGAUCUGGAAUCGCGAAACGCGCUGGAUCGACAACACCGAGAUAUACCUACCUUCGCACACCUCAAGCUUUUGA
Messenger RNA from Echinococcus granulosus, 9063 nucleotides. Its product is annotated as Translational activator GCN1. Gene Ontology annotation, biological process: cellular response to amino acid starvation; regulation of translation. The record is from RefSeq and is a predicted model, not a curated record. The transcript is spliced from 34 exons. Gene Ontology annotation, molecular function: protein binding; protein kinase regulator activity. Gene Ontology annotation, cellular component: cytosol. Bases 1 to 9063 code for a protein of 3020 amino acids. NCBI's taxonomy places the organism in Eukaryota, Metazoa, Platyhelminthes, Cestoda, Cyclophyllidea, Taeniidae.